AUGAGCUCUUCUCCCUGGUUGUCCUGGAGGAGACCAUGGUGGUUUGCGCUCGUAUGUCUUCCGGCAGCGCUGGCUACCCAGCUUGAACAGGGUUUCCUUUUUGACUGGAAUCCUGCCGGUACAACCGUACCAGUACCUGUCACACAACAAUGUGACACCAUACACAUAACGUGGAGUAGGAGUUCAGCAACUGGGCCGAACCCUGUGGCACCUUAUUAUCUAGAGGUCUACACUUCCGCGUUCAUCGUACCCUUCCUUGUCGCGGCAGGUAGCGGUACAUCCUUCGAUUGGCAAGUACCAUUCGCGCCCAACACCUUGUACCAAAUAUGCAUGUAUGACUCAAAGGGUACAACUGGAGGCUGUCAAGAUAUCUUCACCGUCAUCGCGAACACCACGACAUCUUCACCAUCUUGCGCUAAUGUCACGUUCCCCGCUGGUGCAAUGGACGUAUCGGCGGAAGCAUCCGGUGCCUUCUCGCAGUAUGGCUGGAUACCACAGUGCUCGGGCAUCUCUGUUACGCCGAAGAAUGGCACUCCACCAUAUACCUUCACGGUCGCGCCGUCUUUACUACCCCCAAUCAACAUCACUUCGGAUAGUAAGGACAAUAUCAGCUGGACGAAUACAUUACAAUAUGGCAUCUCCUACUUCAUUUCUUUGGCGGACUCGGAAGGAAACCGAUGGUCGCAGGGUCCAUUGCAUAGCAGUGGAGGUUCAAGCUCCUGUUUGGACGACUCCGGCAAGCCAAUCGUGGCCAUCGCUGUCGGCGCUCUGGUAGGCGGCAUCGUUGCUGGAGCCGUCUUCGCUGGUGUCGGCUUCUGGUUCUACUCCCGUCGGCAAAAACGCUCUGCACCCUCAAGCGAGUUCUUGCUCGCCCACAACGCAGCCCGGAGCUCCCAGUAUAGCCAUCACUUCAGUGAUCCCAGCCAGACGGAUGCCAGCUUACCACUCGGUCCAUACCACCAACAGUCAGCUUCAGGUCGCAGCAUGAACUCACUGCCAGUAUCAGCACGCAAUCUGCCAUACCAAAUCGAGCCAUUUACACUGUCUACCGCUCCGUCAGACGCACAAGUGCCGCUCCUGACUCGACCCACGUCGGACGUCCCCACGACGCCCAUAUCACCAGGCGCAGGAGGCGGCGCGGGUCACGAAGCAACUGGCUCCGAAUCAUCGAGAAGACAACAUGUCUAUGUUGUGCAUCACGACGGCGGGGGGCCGCCUGUGACCGUCUACACCGACGAUGGCGCUGAAAUCACUGAGCUCCCGCCCACGUACGCUGAUAAUCGCGAGCGUGGACCGCGACAACGACGACAACCCGGGGAGACACCACGAAAACCUAGGCGAGGGAAUACCUCCCAGCCUCCUGGUUGA
Messenger RNA from Peniophora sp. CBMAI 1063, 1368 nucleotides. Lineage: Eukaryota; Fungi; Basidiomycota; Agaricomycetes; Russulales; Peniophoraceae. The record is from the annotation of a GenBank genome assembly.